AUACACACAUACAACCACACACACAUACACACACACAUCCAUACACAUGCAGAAGUCCAUACAACUCGAACGAAGGCAGUCAGCUUUUAAAGAAAAUUCCAAAAUUGGUUGCUUCAUGGCCUUCAAAACGAACCAAAUCGGCAUCGUCAUAGACAGCCUAAUAGCCGACUUAGUUGGCAACGUUAUCGAGCAGAGUCUAUCGGCUAAAUCGGAAUCCAAAGCAGGACCAUGCCAAAGGCUCUUCGAUGCCUUGGGUCUAAUGCCUUGCACAUUGGAGGAAGAGGCUGAGGACGAGAACGAGGAUAAAGAAGAGGGUGCAAAUGCUGAGAUUAUCAGGCAACUGACCGACAAGGUCAUCGAUGAUGCAAUGUUCUCAGCAGCAACUCCUCGCAAUCCUCCCUCAGCAGACGAUCAAAGACAACUGUGGCACAGUUGGCUGGGUCCUGCUUUGACUGCGGAUAGGCCUGAAGAUGAGUUUGACAUAUACGCCAAGACCGUACCGUUAUUGGGAAAGUUUAGGAGUACCGCCUGUCAAACGGAACAGCCCCGUCUCACCCGUAAGCGAAAUCACUGUGUGGUAACACCCGGAGAUCGUGCCCUUAGCGAUCUGGCGCCGUGCGAACUCAGCCGUCAGACGGUCUUCAUUGAUGCACUCACCGUGCCGACGCCCAAUUUGCCACAUCGGCCGCCAUUGGGUGAUCGGUUCUGCUAUAUGUUGACCGAUUUUGCUUCGGCACUGUACUGCAGUCUGGCCAUUAUGUGUUGCUGUACGCCGAGUAUGUUUCGAUAAAUGCCAUUUUCAAUAAAAUACUGUUUAUUAAGAUUUAA
Messenger RNA from Drosophila grimshawi, 828 nucleotides. RefSeq lists its product as uncharacterized. Lineage: Eukaryota; Metazoa; Arthropoda; Insecta; Diptera; Drosophilidae. The coding region runs from base 47 to 790 and encodes 247 amino acids. The transcript has 3 exons. The record is from RefSeq and is a predicted model, not a curated record.